Molecule: messenger RNA, 1599 nt
Organism: Mitosporidium daphniae
Lineage: Eukaryota; Fungi; Microsporidia
Exons: 2
Coding region: 1-1599 (532 amino acids)
Source: RefSeq, a predicted model, not a curated record
AUGCAGACCCACUAUACGGGUUUAGAUGGCAUGCUGACUGUAGCAAUUACAGCGUGUAUUUGCAUCGCUACGCUACUUGCGUUAAGAGUUGCAUAUGGUCUGGCCGUUCCGGCACGUUCUCGAUCGAAGCAUCUUCAUACUUAUAUAUUCAAGCUAGCUGGGAUAUGCACGGUGAUCGGCUUUAGCGCUUAUUUCAUAUCUUCCACAAAUUCCUCCAAAAAUUCCUCCACAGAUUCCCCCACAGAUUCCUCCAAAGAUCAAAAAGCUGAAUACAACAGAGCUAAUGGAUUAUUCUGUAAUUUCGCAGGUAAAUAUCCUGAUUACACAUGGAGGUUGAAAAAUGUGACCGACUUUUAUGUUUUCUUCAAUGGGUCUCAAGAUAGGACGUAUUUUCCUUCAGCAUUGAAGCCCAUGUUUUACUUUCCCAGGCAGGAUGGCUUUUUUACUGCAGAAAAAAUCCCGUCCAACGAAACUAGCAGCCCACCCAAAUGGAUUAGGUCUUUUUAUUGCACCGAGUCUAUCGAAUCAUUUCUCAAAAUCUUUUUCAUUUCUAGAGGCUUUGUUAAUAACAAACCCUUUGUUAUAAAAAUAUUCGAACUCAGUGUCUGGAAUAUUAUGUCCAAAUCCAUGUUUCGCUUGAUCCUUACAGAAACCUUGGAGUCUUUUCUCAAGGACGACGACAAAAUAUCGCAGUUUUUUGGCCAGACAACUCUAAAAAACGAAGAUUUAGUACAAAAGUUUUUCAAAAGCAAUUAUUCAAAUGCUACUGAAGAGGAGCAGGAACUACGGAAUGAUAUUCUUCGUUACUUCUUCGAAUGGAAUUCUCAUGUACUGAUGCCAGCUGUAAUUCAAUCCCACGGUGUAAAUAUUACCGUGAAAGAAGACAACACCCUUUCUUCUAAAAGGGAAAAUUUGGCUCGUUGGGAAUUGAACAACCCAGACGCUGGAAACGAUUUAAAUUUCAAAUUUUCGUUGGAAAAAUUCAAGAAAGGUAUAUUAAAGAUACCCCCCUUUACUUAUGAGUUCAAAUAUGGUGACGAGCUCAAGAUAAUACGUUAUUUUGAUGAAAAUGAAUCCAAAGACUUUCGCUAUCCAAAGGGCCUGUUGAUUGAUUUGCAAGAAAACAAAAUGAACCUAUUGGGAUAUAUGUAUGAAGAUGAAUAUGCAGAGACCGGACAGUCGUUAUCUUCAUUUUUUGAAUCUAAGCCGGAGACUGCAAACAGCCCCCAGGUUAUUGAGGCUUUUAAACGCCUGUUUGCCUCGAUAAAUAGCUUGAGAUCGCACAAUAUUAGUCAUGGAAACAUUGUGGUCACAAACAUCUUUGUUACCACACAGCAGAAUGGAAUGUUUAGCUUUUCCAUUGGAAACUUUAAACAAUUCAACCAAGAAGACCCUAUUUCUUUUACUUCCGACAUCAAGUCGUUUGCGGUGUCGUUUGUGCAUAAAUUAAAAAAAGAAAUGGAGUCUGAAAAAUGCAAUCCCGUCUUGUUACAGAUUACACUGGAGUAUUCUAAUGUCAUUGAGGAUCCAGAGCUUAAGAUCUCCCACAUUGCUGACUAUAAGACGAAAGAAAAAACUUGCGAUUAUCAUCCUCAAUAA